AUGGACAGACUCAUGAAGGCCAAGGCUAGACACACGUCGACGUGUGCCGGCAGCGAAAAACCCAACCAGCGACUGUCGACAUCAACCCACUCAUCUCUCAACUCACAGUUUUCCUAUAACAGCUAUCCCGAGUCCACCUACAGCGCCCAGAGCGGUGGCGUUUCUCCCACCUCCCAAAAACCAAUGGUGGUUCUAGGUGACUCUCUCAUUGUGGAGAAGAAGCUGGACUCCGCCACAGCUACCUCCACAACCACCCCCUCCUCUCACAACACCGACUCGGUCGCAGACAUCUACGACAGCUAUGCGGACAACAAGCGUCUGUCUAUGGGCUCCUUCUCGUCGUCGGGAUCGGACUUGUCGGACCUCAGCAACGACUUCCUGCUGCAGGCCAUCAAGGACUCGACGACCGGCGCCACCGGCGCCAUCAAAAUGGACUUCCACCAGAGCCACCAGGGCCACAGACAGACCGCAGACCAGUCGGAAAAGUUCCAGGGUCUGGGCUACCAGACCGAAAUCGUCUACACACACGUUUCCGAGUCUCAGAUGCACCAGCUGCAACCCACCGUCACACAAGGGUCGACCGGCUCGGAAAAGAUGAAGGCCGACAUCUCCUCGAGACUUCGCACAUUGAAGGGGAGAUUCAUCAAGUAA
Molecule: messenger RNA, 651 nt
Organism: Yarrowia lipolytica CLIB122
Lineage: Eukaryota; Fungi; Ascomycota; Dipodascomycetes; Dipodascales
Source: RefSeq, a predicted model, not a curated record